Aspergillus steynii IBT 23096 is the source of this 1595-nucleotide messenger RNA. Its product is annotated as putative MFS transporter. Gene Ontology annotation, molecular function: transmembrane transporter activity. NCBI's taxonomy places the organism in Eukaryota, Fungi, Ascomycota, Eurotiomycetes, Eurotiales, Aspergillaceae. The transcript is spliced from 3 exons. The record is from RefSeq and is a predicted model, not a curated record. Gene Ontology annotation, biological process: transmembrane transport. The coding region runs from base 57 to 1595 and encodes 512 amino acids.
CACCUAUCCCAACUCCAUAUCACACUGUCAGGCGAUACGCCUCCUUUCUCGUGAAGAUGGCUUCUACAUCAACAGAUGAUAAGCCGCCUUUUCAGGUUGACUCGACUGAGAUCGACGAGGAGGCCGAAGCCCUGGAAGGAUAUGUGACGGAUCCAAGUCGAUACCCAGAUAAUGCGUCCGGGUUGAAGACGAGCGCGGAUGGUCGACACGUUCUCAUCCCCCAGCCGCUGGACACGCCCGACGAUCCUUUGAACUGGUCGUCACGCAAGAAAUGGAUGAUCAUUGGAAUCAUGGCCUAUAUCGCCUUUCUGGCGGACUAUACAGGAGGAACGGCGAUUAUCACCGUGAUUCCUCAGUCUAUGCAGUGGGAACUUCCCCAAGAGCAUGUUCAACGGGCUGUCGUCGGAAACCUCUUCACCAUCGGGUCCUGCGGGUUGAUCGUGGUAAUGCUGGUCGGCUACUUCGGUCGGAUGCCGAUUCUUCUCAUUUUUCAGGCUGUCAUGGUAGGCACAUGCGCUUGGUCCGCAGCAGCUACAAGCUUUGAUUCAUAUCUUGCUGCUCGAAUUAUCAACGGGCUCUUCUGCAGUGUUGGGCAAGGUGCUGCUCUUCUGUGGGUCAAGGAUAUGUUCUUCUUCCAUGAGCAUCUCAAGGUGAUCAACUGCAUCGAAUUCUUCAUCAUUCUGAGCCCGUACUUGGGCCCAUUGCUCACUUCAUUCAUCGUCGCCGACGUCUCAUGGAGAUGGGCGUUCUGGCUGUGUACAAUCAUGUCUGGAGUCGCCUUUCUUCUCGUCUUUAUCCUUGACGAGACACUCUUCGAGCGCAAAGGAAAACAGGUCCCUCGAGGUUCCUAUCUCGCCCGUCUCACAGGAGCCCACCAAGUACAGCUCUGGCACCAGCGAAGCUUCCUACAAUGCGUCAUGCGACCUGUCGUGGCGAUCACCAAAAUCCCCGUCCUGAUCGUCCUCAUCUUCUACUUUCUCAGCUUCGCAUGGGUCAUCGGAGUCAACACCACCAUCGGUAUCUGGCUAACCAAUGACUACGGCUUCUCAACCCGCGGAAUCGGAUACUUCUACUUCUUCGGCAUCGUCGGAGUCAUAAUCGGCUGGUUCAUCGGCCACUACCUCCACGACGCCGUCGGGACAUUCUACACGAAACGCCACGCGGGCCGUCUCCACCCAGAAGCGCGCCUCAUCAUCGUCUACCCAUCCGCCAUCCUCUCCUGCAUCAGCCUCAUCAUCCUCGGCUUCGCAUUCGACCGCCACUGGCACUACAUGGUGAUCGCAGUCUUCGCGGCCCUGCAAUGCGGCAGUCUCAUGAUCAUCACGACUGCCGUGAACGCCUACCUCCUGGACUGCUACCCCGAGGGGUCGGGCGAGGUCGGGGCCUGGGUUACUGCGAGUCGUAACUGGGGCGGGUUCAUGGCUACGUAUAUCCAGAUCGAGUGGGUGGAGGGGAUUGGGGCCGCCAAGGCAUUGGGGAUCCAGGCGGCGAUUACGUUUGGGUCUUUGGCUUUUAUUUUGAUGUUGCAGGUUUUUGGACAGAGGUUGAGGAGGUGGCAGGGGAGGAUGUAUUUCGGGAGGGGUGGAAAGGCGUGA